Messenger RNA from Symbiodinium necroappetens, 465 nucleotides. The record is from the annotation of a GenBank genome assembly. Lineage: Eukaryota; Dinophyceae; Suessiales; Symbiodiniaceae.
AUGGCGCGUAGCUCGUCCUUCGCCGCUCUGGUGGUUGGUUGCCUGAGCGCAUGGGCCGUGUGUCAGUGCUUCGUGAAUGGGCCCGCCGCAAGGCGCGAGGUCUCCGUGGCUGCCGCUGCCGAAGUGAAGUACGAAACGGAUAUGCCUGCAGAAAACGGCGUCUACCCAGUGGGCAAUGCCAAGCGGACUGCGCCCUACGGCGAGCGUGACCCGUUGCCGGAGGGCUACGGCAUCCGCACCGGCCUGUCGGACUUGCUGAAGCCCCUUAAUGCUGAGGCAGGCGUUGUGGCCAAGGAAGACAGCAUCCCCACCGUGCUUGUGAUGGUCACUGGCAUUGUCCUGCUUUUCCUCUUCUACUUGCUGCUGCUGCUUCUCGACAACCAGUCUGUGCUGCUGCCGCCGGAGGAUGAGUUCGAUGAGUACGUGCAGAACUUCCUCCCAUAUUUCUUCUUCGGUGAGAAGUGA